Molecule: messenger RNA, 5476 nt
Organism: Ziziphus jujuba (common jujube)
Lineage: Eukaryota; Viridiplantae; Streptophyta; Magnoliopsida; Rosales; Rhamnaceae
Exons: 20
Coding region: 150-5237 (1695 amino acids)
Molecular function (GO): ATP binding; metal ion binding; ATP-dependent chromatin remodeler activity
Source: RefSeq, a predicted model, not a curated record
CCCUAGUCUAUAAAUUUGUGAAAUAGAACGAAGACUCGGAAAACUGGUCACGACUCGCACGUGAGUGAGUUCUAGGCUCUUUCAGAGGCCGGGCAUGCGUGGUUAUUGAUCCGAGAGCUCACCGUUAACGACCACAGUUAUUUUCAGUAAUGGGGAGAAGGAAGCAAAGCAGACCGCAUCGAUCCGGUGGGAUAAUAUUAAACGGUCAUGAUACUGCUAAUCAGGCAGAAUUGGAUAACCAGAAAGGUUUUGAAACUGAAGAAGCACAAAAGGAGCUUGAUGAAGUUGAUAAACCAUAUUUUGUGGAAGUUGAUAGGUCUGGUUGGGUUUCUGAUGAUGAACACCUUGAUAUUUCCGAAGUAGUUUUAAUGGAUUUGAAUAUAAGAGAAGGGUCAUUUUCUAGUCAUGAAGUGAAUGAGGAAUUUUUAGGAGACAAUAAGUACUCAUUAAGGUUUUGUUUACGCAAUGUAAGUCAGUAUGUUGACCGUAUAAAACUAGGUCAUUGGCCUGUGAUAUCCUCAACAGAUAUAUUGUUAGAGUUCAUUGAAAAAUGUACAGUGGAUGAUGUGAGCACGUGCUCAGUGAUCCUAUCGGGGACAUUUGAUGGACCAGAUGAGAGUGUGUCUGGUCUUGUUCAUUUAGCAAGUUUGAAGUUUUUGACAUUGAGACCAGUUCUAGGAAUUGUGAUUUCAAAGGAUAUGUCAUCGGUCAGGAUGAGGGUGGAGAUGCUUAAGAGUGCGUUUGAUGCUUGCGAGUCACUUCUAGACAAUACACGGCAGUUGUGGAAAAAGAGUAUGAUGAAUGUUAUGGCUUGGCUGCGACCAGAAGUAGUGACUUCAGAGGCUAGGUAUGGAGUGAGUAAAUCAACAGAAACGGAACUUGAUUUGCAAACAGAAAUGGCAGAUAUAAAUUCUAACCGCAAGAAAGGUGGAAAGUUUGAUGCUGCUGUGUUUUAUGAAGCCAUUAAACCUUCAAAAGCAGAUGCAAUGCUUGAAGAAGACUUGCCUGAUUUGCUUCCUGAGUUGAGACCAUAUCAGCGUCGUGCAGCUUACUGGAUGGUAAAUCGAGAGAAAGGAGAUUUAGGAAGUCCAAAUGAACUUCAGUUCUUUUCUCCUUUGUGUAUGCCUGUGAAGUUCCUCAACAUAUCUUCAAAUAUGUUCUACAAUCCAUUCAGUGGAAAUAUUUCAUUGGACCCAGAGCCUUCUUCAGCAAAUAUUUUUGGUGGUAUCCUUGCUGAUGAAAUGGGCUUGGGGAAGACUGUGGAACUGCUUGCAUGCAUCUUUGCUCAUCAUAAGACUGCAUCUGAAGGCAGCAUAUUUGUUGAUAGUGACUUACAAGCUAGCGCGUAUCUGAAAAUGAAUCUUAAAAGAUUGAAAAGGGAGCGUGUUGAGUGUAUAUGUGGAGCUGUGAGUGAAAGUCGCAGAUAUAAAGGAUUAUGGGUACAGUGUGACAUGUGUGAUGCAUGGCAACAUGCAGAUUGUGUUGGUUACUCAUCUAAAGGAAAAACUAUAAAAUCCAAAGAAGUCUCUGAUGGACGAGGAUGUGGAAGAAUGUCAGCAGCUAAGAUACAAAAUCACAAUGGAAAGAAGAAUGCAACCACCAUAGUUGUGAGAGAUGGGGAACAUAUGUGCCAGCUGUGCACAGAACUGAUACAAGCUACUGACUCACCCAUAGCUACCGGUGCCACUCUUAUAGUUUGUCCUGCUCCUAUACUGCCCCAGUGGCAUGAUGAAAUUUUACGCCAUACCCGUCCUGGUUCUUUAAAAACUCUUAUCUAUGAAGGCGUCAGAGACACAUCUCUUUCAAAUAAAUCUGCAAUUGAUAUCAGUGAACUUGUCAAUGCUGACAUUGUUCUAACAACAUAUGAUGUGCUGAAGGAGGAUCUAUCGCAUGAUUGUGAUAGGCAUGAAGGUGAUCGACGUUUCAUGAGAUUCCAAAAGAGGUACCCUGUCAUUCCAACUUAUUUGACCAGAAUAUUCUGGUGGAGGAUUUGUAUGGAUGAAGCCCAAAUGGUAGAGAGUAAUGCCACUGCUGCCACAGAGAUGGCUCUGCGACUAUAUGCAAAGCAUCGCUGGUGCAUAACAGGGACUCCUAUACAACGGAAGUUUGACGAUUUGUAUGGCCUUCUUCGAUUUCUUAAAGCCAGUCCUUUCAAUGUUUAUAGGUGGUGGGUUGAUGUCAUGCGAGAUCCAUAUGAGAGGAGAGACCCUGGAGCCAUGGAAUUUACACACAAGUUCUUUAAACAAAUCAUGUGGCGUUCUUCAAAAGUACAUGUUGCAGAUGAGUUGCAGCUACCUCCUCAGGAGGAGUGCCUCUCUUGGCUCACCUUCUCACCAGUUGAAGAGCACUUUUAUCAGAGGCAACAUGAAACUUGUGCAAGUUUGGCCCUUGAAAUUAUUGAAAGUUUGAAAAAAGAUAUUAGCAAAAGAAAUGUGACAGGCUGUUUAGAUUCUACUUCAUGUGAUUCUUUCAUUACCCAUGCUGAGGCAGGAAAGCUUCUCAACACACUCCUUAAGCUUCGCCAAGCAUGCUGCCACCCUCAAGUAGGAAGUUCUGGGUUGCGUUCUCUGCAACAGUCCCCCAUGACAAUGGAGGAAAUACUGAUGGUUCUUGUAAGUAAGACAAAGGUAGAAGGUGAGGAAGCUCUCAGGAGAUUGGUUGUUGCUUUAAAUGGGCUUGCAGGGCUAGCUAUUAUUCAGAAAAAUUAUAUUGAAGCAGUAUCACUUUACAAGGAAGCACUGGCUUUAGCAGAAGAGUACUCUGAAGAUUUUCGAUUGGACCCAUUGUUGAAUAUUCACAUUCAUCAUAAUCUUUCUGAAACACUCCCACUGGCAGCAAGGUGCUCUGAGCAGUGCCUUUUAAAUAGGCAAGAGUUCCCUGAGAGCCCUGGGAGAGUCUCCAAGAUGCAUCGUAUUGAAAAGUGUGAUCAAUAUGUUUAUAAGAGGCGGAAAGUGAGUGAGAAAGGCAAUUUUGUUACUGAUUCUGGGAAUCUGCUGGAUAGUACAACUGACUUGCCUGAAAAUGGCCUAAAUAAUGAAGAAUGCGAUAUUGUAGCCCAGGCAUCCUCUAGUUCUUUGAGUGAUGUGUCUUUGAGAACUGCUUGUGAGAAUAUGAAACAGAAAUACUUAUCUGCAUUUCGUUCAAAGCUAUCCCAUGCGCAAGAAGAAUUUAGAAAAUCAUACAUGCAGGUUUGUUUUGCAAAUGGUGAAAGAAAAAAUACUGUAUGGUGGGUGGAAGCCCUUCUUCAUGCUGAGCAGAGCAAAGAUUUUUCAAGCGAGUUAAUCAGAAAGAUUGAAGAGGCUGUAUCAGGAACUCUAAACAGUUCAAGAUCAUCAAGAAUUGCAUCUCGUUUCCGGUCCAUAAGUGGUCUAAAGUAUCAUAUCCAGACUGGUUUGGACCAAUUGGAAGCCGCCAGAAAAGUUUUAGUUGAUCAACUUUUAGAGAUUGAUCACACGAUGGAGAACCCGAAGGAAGAGGAUAUUGAACGUGUGAGCAAUUGUCAAAAUUGUCAGAUCAAUGGUGAAGGUCCUGCAUGUGUUAUGUGUGAAUUAGAUGAAUUAUUUCAGGGUUAUGAAGCAAGGCUUUUUCGUCUCAACAAAGCACAUGGAGGGCUAAUUACAUCUGCUGAAGAGGCUAUAGUUUUGCAGAAGAAGAACUCUGCACUAAAUCGUUUCUAUUGGAACUUGUCCCAGCAAAACAAAACUUCCAAAUCAUCUAAUGCCAGACAUGAAGAAUCUAAGAAAAGAGAUGUUGGAGAAAAUGUUGUGGUUUCAAAAUCUCCAUCUGAAUUGGAGGUUGUUCUUGGAGUUAUAAAGAGCCAUUGCAAAGCUCAAUUAGGGAAGGAUGGUAUAUCAGCAGCAUCUAAGCACUUGCACAUGCUUGAGGGCAUGCGAAAGGAAUAUGGUCAUGCAAGGUCCCUGGCUAUAGCUCAAGCUCAAGUUCUGCAAGCUCAUGACGAAAUUAAGAUGGCAACUACACGAUUACGGCGACGAGAAAAUGAGGAUGACAAAUCUUUGUAUGCUUUAAGUGAAGAUGAAUUACCUUCAGCUAGUGUGCAAUACACCAAUGACAAGUUCGUGGCCUUGAGUUUGUUGUCAUGUGUAAAAGGAAAACUUCGAUAUUUAAAGGGUUUGGUAAAAGCUAAACAGAAAACUACAUCAGAAAACCCGGAUAAUUCCUCUUUAACAGAAGAGGUUUCAGCAGUUACUGAAUUAUCUUGUACUGAACCGAAAAAUGAACGCAUACUUAAAGCUGAUGACGAAACAUGCCCAGUUUGCCAAGACAUGUUGAGCACUCGAAAGAUGGUUUUUCAAUGUGGGCAUGUUACAUGCUGUAAAUGUUUAUUUGCAAUGACUGAAUGGAGACUGCUUCGUAAUAAUAAGGGUCAAGAUAAGUGGGUAAGGUGCCCAACAUGUCGACAACGUACUGACGUUGGCAAUAUUGCAUAUGUUGAUGAUAGGCAAAAUGAAUCUUCUAAUUCUUCUCCGCUUCAAACUCUUCAAGAUAAUGAAAAGUGUGAAGCAUCUAUUGUAGUUCAAGGUUCAUAUGGUACUAAGAUUGAAGCAGUGACAAGAAGAAUCUUGUGGAUCAAGUCUAAAGAUCCAAAAGAGAAAGUUCUUGUUUUCUCAAGUUGGAAUGAUGUCCUUGAUGUAUUAGAACAUGCCUUUGCUGCUAAUGAUAUCACCUAUAUUCGGAUGAAAGGAGGCAGGAAAUCACAUGUUUCCAUCAGUGAAUUUAGAGGACAAAAAAGCAGCACAAAAGGGAAGUACAAGAUACAUGGCGAGCAAUUGGAACAAAAAUCUAUUCAAGUGUUAUUGCUCUUAACUCAACAUGGAGCCAAUGGCCUCAAUCUUUUAGAAGCACAGCAUGUUGUUCUUGUAGAGCCACUACUCAAUCCAGCAGCAGAAGCACAAGCAAUCAGCCGGGUGCACCGAAUAGGGCAGAAAAAUAGGACGCUGGUUCACCGUUUCAUUGUUAAGGACACAGUUGAAGAGAGUAUAUAUAAACUCAACAGGAGCAGGAAUGCAACUGCAUUUAUUAGUGGGAAUACAAAGAAUCAAGAUCAGCCUUUUUUGACACUAAAAGACAUUGAAUCACUAUUUGCAGCAGUGCCAUCCAAUGUAGCUGGAACUGAUAAUAAGCAAACAGAUAGUCUAAGACAUUUGCCACCUGCUGUGGCUGCUGCAUUGGCAGCCGAGAGGAGACUCAAUAAGCAAACUGAUUCAAGUUCAUUAUGAAGAUUAUUCAGAAUGAUCAAUUUUUAUCUUGUGCAUAACUUAAUAAAGGAAAACUUAGCGACUGUCCGAGCAGCACCAAUGGUUAAAAGAUCGAUGAUGAGGAUAUUCCUGUUGCAAUUUUUGUAGGUUUUUCUCCGUUUUAUCAUUCCAUAGGUUUAUGAAUCAUGUUAUUCUUGUAUAUAUAACUUUUGCUGAUGUUAGUAUAUAUACUUUUUCAAAGAGAACCUCUUUCUUUCCCA